GUUGAGGUGGACGGCGUGCCGAAAAGCUUCCGCAGUAGUUUGGAUGUGUUAGGCCAUGCCGUCAUUCGCUGUUUGGGACAUGUCAGAUAGCUUCACAGGCUAGGAAUUGAUAAGGCAAGGAUUAGCAUCUCGCAUCUUCAUCGCGCCUCGUCCGUAGGGCAACUGACUGGACAGAAUCACAACGAGCCACAAGUGAGUAUCACCGGCGACAACAUAACACAGGCAGACUCCAACUAUCUUGCUUGCAAUCAUGGGGAGACCGCCAAAUCUCUACUCCUUCACCGACGUGGACAAAGAACUUGCGCCGAACCUCCGCAAGUAUGUCCUCGAACAGCAGAACGAAGCGCUCAAACGGCAUGGCGUGUUCCGCGUUGCCAUCUCUGGUGGCUCACUGCCAAAGACUUUAGCUAAGGCGCUCCUUGCGCUUCCAAGCGGCAGCGAAGAGGACAAGGUUGAAUUCGACAAAUGGGAGAUUUUCUACGCAGACGAGCGGUGCGUGCCACUCACGCACGAAGACUCGAACCACAAGCUUGUGCAGGAGGAGCUGCUCAACAAGAUACCAAAGGAGAUGCCGCAGCCAAAGGUCUUCACGGUGGAUGAGCAGUACCUGGACAACGCGCAGGAGAUGGCAGAUGAUUAUGAGAAGAAGCUCGUAUCAGUCUUCGCUGCACGGGACUCUGUCAAGCUACCGCUCUUUGAUCUGAUACUGCUCGGAUGCGGACCGGACGGUCACACAUGCUCGCUGUUUCCAGACCAUCCACUGCUACGGGAAACGGAUGCAUGGGUACUGUCGAUAUCGGACUCGCCGAAGCCGCCGCCAAAGCGCAUUACGCUCAGCUUGCCGGUCGUGUUACAUGGAUCCAAGAUUGGGUUCGUGGCGACUGGCGGCGGUAAGAAGGACAUUCUGAAGAAGAUUUUCGAGACGGAGGAAGGAAGUGAGCUGCCGUGCGGUUUGGUAAACAAAGGUGCCGGUGAGAAGGUGAGCUGGUUUUGCGACUCGGCGGCGACUGAGGGCGUCAGCUUUCCCAAACGCGGGAGUGUGAUGUGAUGCUCUUGGGCGGUUGAGACUGGUGCAUAGACGGACGUUGUGACGGCAGCACAAUGGAGUACAUUGGCUGCCCUCAAAGAUUCUAUGAUUUAGCGAUGAGAUCCACGUGAAGACGACAAGAUACAUGCACUGUCGGUAACGUUCGUUGCCAACCACAAGUUCCAGCUUGCCAUAAUGUAAAGUUUGCUUCCCGGUCCCAGAUG
Baudoinia panamericana UAMH 10762 is the source of this 1251-nucleotide messenger RNA. RefSeq lists its product as uncharacterized. The record is from RefSeq and is a predicted model, not a curated record. NCBI's taxonomy places the organism in Eukaryota, Fungi, Ascomycota, Dothideomycetes, Mycosphaerellales, Teratosphaeriaceae. The transcript has a single exon. Gene Ontology annotation, molecular function: 6-phosphogluconolactonase activity. Bases 251 to 1048 code for a protein of 265 amino acids. Gene Ontology annotation, biological process: carbohydrate metabolic process; pentose-phosphate shunt.